This is a messenger RNA of Eptesicus fuscus (big brown bat), 3238 nucleotides long. It is a transcript of the gene AGPAT4, whose product is annotated as 1-acylglycerol-3-phosphate O-acyltransferase 4. The transcript is spliced from 9 exons. Gene Ontology annotation, molecular function: 1-acylglycerol-3-phosphate O-acyltransferase activity. Bases 781 to 1917 code for a protein of 378 amino acids. The record is from RefSeq and is a predicted model, not a curated record. Lineage: Eukaryota; Metazoa; Chordata; Mammalia; Chiroptera; Vespertilionidae. Gene Ontology annotation, cellular component: mitochondrial outer membrane; endomembrane system.
CACCCGCGUUUUCCGUGGUGUUUGGCGCAGGGUGUGUGGCUGGCUCUUCAGGGCGGAAUGCAACCUCCUCGCAGCCGCGCGCAGCGAGGUGAGGGCAUUUGCAAGCGCGGGCAUUUCACCCGCACAUCAGUCCGUCCAGGCUGCACGGACCCUGAACCGGGGCGGUUGGGGGCCGCUCCCAGGCUGGCGUCCGUCGGGGCUGAGCUCGGAGGAGCCAUUGGGGGCCGGGAUGCAACAGGAUUGGGGAGCCGGGCCGGAAAGGAAAGGCCACCUCGCGCGCUUUGUCUCGGGUUCUGGCAGCUUCUCGGGCCGGAGAUUCAAACGCGAGCCGAGGGGCCCCGCGCCCUCAUUGGAAGCGGCCGAGUGACUCACGUUUCCCGGCGCCUCCUCCCUCCGGAGCGGCGCGCCGGCAGCUUUAAAAGGAAGUGACAUGGGUGGGGAGAGACGUCAGCCAGGACCACUGCUCCCCGAAGGGCCCACCCCGUGGGCGGAGCCUGCCCUCCCCGGCGCCGGCGGACCGCAGCCCAGAAAGUGGAGCCGUCCCCGCGCGCGGCCGCCCUCCCGUCGCCGCCGGUCCACGUGCGGGGCCGCAGGAGGCAGGUACGUGCGGCCGCCGCUCCGCUCCGCGCGGCUCCUGUGCGCGGGGGGCGCUCCCGGCCGCCCGGCCCUGCCCUCCGGGCUGACUUCCUGGCACCCGCUGGAAGGGGCAGACGCUCCGAGCCCGGCCCUGCUUCCUCCGGGAGGACCCGCGGGCGAGGCGGUUCCGAGGGCGCCGCCGCCAUGGACCUCGUGGGGCUGCUGAAGUCGCAGUUCCUGUGCCACCUCGUCUUCUGCUACGUGUUCAUCGCCUCGGGGCUGAUCGUCAACACCCUGCAGCUCCUCACGCUCCCGCUCUGGCCCAUCGACAAGCAGCUCUUCCGCAGGCUCAACUGCCGGCUGUCCUACUGCGUCUCCAGCCAGCUGGUGAUGCUGCUGGAGUGGUGGUCGGGCACGGAGUGCGUCAUCUACACCGACCCCCGGGCCUACCCCACGUUCGGGAAGGAGAACGCCAUCGUGGUUCUGAACCACAAGUUUGAGAUCGACUUCCUCUGCGGCUGGAGCCUGGCCGAGCGCUUCGGGGUCCUGGGGGGCUCCAAGGUGCUGGCCAAGAAGGAGCUGGCCUACGUGCCCAUCAUCGGCUGGAUGUGGUACUUCACCGAGAUGGUCUUCUGCACGCGCAAGUGGGAGCAGGACCGCAAGACCGUCUCGCAGAGCCUGCUGCGCCUCCGCGACUACCCCGAGAAGUACUUCUUCCUGAUCCACUGCGAGGGCACGCGCUUCACGGAGAAGAAGCACCAGAUCAGCAUGCAGGUGGCCCAGGCCAAGGGGCUGCCCGGCCUCAAGCACCACCUGCUGCCGCGCACCAAGGGCUUCGCCGUCACCGUGAGGAGCCUGAGGAACGUGGUUUCAGCUGUAUAUGACUGUACACUCAAUUUCAGAAACAAUGAAAACCCCACCCUGCUGGGCGUCCUGAACGGAAAGAAAUACCAUGCAGACAUGUAUGUCAGGCGGAUCCCCCUGGAGCAAGUCCCGGAGGACGAGGACCAGUGCUCGGCCUGGCUGCACAGGCUGUACCAGGAGAAGGACGCCUUCCAGGAGGAGUACUGCCAGACGGGCACGUUCCCCGAGACGCCCGUGGUGCCCCGGAGGCGGCCCUGGACGCUGCUCAACUGGCUCUUCUGGGCCUCGCUGCUGCUCUACCCCUUCGUCCGCUUCCUCGUCAGCAUGGUCAGCAGCGGCUCCUCCCUGACGCUGGCCGGCUUCGUUCUCGUCUUCUUUGUGGCCUCCAUGGGGGUCCGAUGGAUGAUCGGCGUGACGGAGAUCGACAAAGGCUCCGCCUACGGCAACAUGGACAGCAAGCAGAAGCAGAAGGACUGACUCAGGACACGCUCCAUCCCGAGCGGACCUAGGGGAGCGGGUGGGCGCUGUCGGUCCUCCCCGGUGCGACCCAGCGAGGGCGCUGGGCGAGUCCCUGCUGGGCGGCAGGGCCUUUGUUCUCCACGCCGCUGGAUGGGGCGGAAGACGUGCUCCGAUCUGUCCUUCCCCGUGUGCUGUAGUGGGUUCCGGUUCUCUCUUUUCCUGUGUGUGAGUGCGUGCGAGCGUGCGUGCGUGAGGAAGAACAUGAGGUGAGGGUGCGAGGCUGCCUGCAGCCCUGCCCUGUGACCGGGCCGCGGUGUCGGGCGCAGGGGAAGGGCAGGGAUGGGGAGCGAUGGGAGUCCCUUUCAUCCUUUGGUGCUGUUUUCUGUAACCCUGAUGGCCAGGUAGAGCGAAGGCGCUGUAGGUGAGACGAUUAAAUUAUGCCUCCAAAAAAGCAUUCGAGUGUUUGGCUCCUCUGUGCUGUGGUGCUUACACAGACCCUCCCUCCUGCCACGCGGUGAGGCAGAGGCCAGCACAGUGUGACUGCGAUGGGAGCAAUGCAGCUUGGGGGCAGGGAGUUCCAGGCACUUCCUCUAGUGACGUCAUUCAAAACACCAGCCACCCGAGACCGCAAGCGCCCGCCUGGGAGCAGGGAGUGGGCAUGGUGGGCCUCGGAGCAGGAGCUGCGCACCGGGGCUGGCCUGUCACCCAGUACGUCUGUAGAGGGCACACACCUGGCCGUAAGGGCAGUCAUGCUGGAACAGCUCUCGACCGCUGCAUUCUCUAAACAAAUGCACGCAAAACCUUGUAAAGUAGCCACUGAUGUUUAAGAAUUAAAAAAACACACAUUGGCGUGUUCAAAUACAGUUGUAAGUGGACCUGAGAAACAGGGACUUGGACGUAAAAUCCUGUGACACCUGUCCAGCCACACCCAGCAGCAGGGGACGUAACGGACACAGAAAGGCCUGGCAGCCUGCUGCUCCUGGUCGAGGGGAACAGGGUCUGGCUGGUCCCCAAGCAAAACAGACUGCGGGGUGCAGGGGCUUCCCAACUCCCUCGGAUGUGUGAGACGAGGGAGGAGGGUCAGAGGGAGGUCAGAGGGCAUUCUCCGAGCCCAGCAAGAGAUUAGCCUCGCUUCUCCGAGGUACCGGGCGCAGCUUGCUGGCGAUAAGAUGGUCUCAGACCCGCUGCCCUCCCCGCCCUGGCGGUGCAUGGCCCUUCCCUGCGCUGAGGGCCCGGAGCCGCAGGACCCCUGCCAGUGCCCCCCCGCCAGUGCCCACCCCGCCAGUGCCCACCUCCGAGGGUGACAAGCUACAAAAGACAAGGCAGCUGCACUUUCCUA